Messenger RNA from Polychytrium aggregatum, 1377 nucleotides. RefSeq names its product mannose-6-phosphate isomerase. Lineage: Eukaryota; Fungi; Chytridiomycota; Chytridiomycetes; Polychytriales. Gene Ontology annotation, molecular function: zinc ion binding; mannose-6-phosphate isomerase activity. Bases 53 to 1303 code for a protein of 416 amino acids. The record is from RefSeq and is a predicted model, not a curated record. The transcript has 4 exons. Gene Ontology annotation, biological process: carbohydrate metabolic process; GDP-mannose biosynthetic process. Gene Ontology annotation, cellular component: cytosol.
CGAGGGCGCCCUCUCCCCAUCAUCCAGAUCCCAGCCUCCGUCCUCGAGCAUCAUGUCGAUCGUGCGCAUCUACUGCAAGACCCAGUCCUACGAUUGGGGAAAGCUAGGAAGCUCCUCCAAGGUUGCCACCUUGGCUGUCAAUGCAGCUGACGGUUUCCAGGCCAACGGCAGCACCCCGUAUGCUGAGCUAUGGAUGGGCACACAUCCCAAUGCCCCGUCCACGACGGCCGAUGCCAAGACCCCUCUCAAGGACGCCCUCAAUGCCGAGAACCUGUCGACAGCCGUUCACUCGGCCUAUGGCGGAGAUCUUCCGUUCUUGUUCAAGGUCCUGUCGAUCAACAAGGCCCUGUCGAUCCAGGCCCACCCGGACAAGCAGCUUGCUCAGGAGCUGUUCCAGAACUUUCCCAAGAUCUACAAGGAUUCCAACCACAAGCCUGAGAUGGCCAUCGCCCUGACUCCGUUCGAAGCUUUCAUCAACUUCAAGCCUCUCGCCGAGAUUGCCCAGAACCUGACCCGCUUUCCUGAGUUCCGCGCUGUCGUCGGCGAAGACGCUGCGGCCUUCUUUGAGCACCAGUUUCAGCAGACCGGAGACAAGACCGUGCCCGCUGCGGUGUCUGCAAACAAGCAGGGUCUGAAGAGCCUCUUCAAAAGCCUCAUGGAGGCUGAUAGCGCUCGUGUCGAGCAGCAACUUCGGAAUCUUGUUGCUCGUCUGGGCAGCAUCUCGCAGUACCGCGUGGGCUCGACUGAGGAGCUGGUGUUGCGCUUGGAUAGCCAGUUUCCGUCCGACAUUGGCUGCUUCUGCGCCCUGGUGCUGAACUAUGUCUGUCUGCAACCUGGUGAAGCCAUAUUCCUUGCGGCCAAUGAGCCACACGCCUAUCUAUCGGGAGACUGCGUCGAAUGCAUGGCUUCUAGCGAUAACGUUGUCCGCUCUGGCUUGACGCCCAAGUUUAAAGAUGUCCCGACGCUGGUUCGCAUGCUUACAUACAACUACGGCCCCGCCGAUGCCCAGAUUUUGCGCGGCGACCCCUACAAGGCCACUCAGUAUACUCGCCUGUAUGACCCCCCAAUCGCCGAAUUUUCGAUUCUCAAGACUCAGCUGCAGCAGGGCCAGACGGAGACGUUUGAGGGAAUCGCCGGGCCGUCCAUCCUGAUUGUGACAUCUGGGGGACUUUUGCUGACUCAGGAGGGCCACGAAGUUGCUGCUGAGGAAGGCUCGGUGUUCUUCAUUCCCGCCGGGGCCCCAGUAGCGUUCCUGGGCCAGUCUGAUUCCGCGACCGCCUAUCGAGCCUUUUGUGUUGUUUGAAGAGGAGGACGUCCCAGGUAGCCGAGUGCAACAUUGCCAAGACGAAUAUACAUAUAUCAUGUUGCGACUCGAGG